Pelobates cultripes (western spadefoot toad) is the source of this 20186-nucleotide messenger RNA. The record is from the annotation of a GenBank genome assembly. NCBI's taxonomy places the organism in Eukaryota, Metazoa, Chordata, Amphibia, Anura, Pelobatidae.
CUCCCCACUAAGCGGUCAUGAACCUACCUGGUAGCUCAGAGCCACACUGGACAAAAACCACGCCCCCCCCUUUGCCCUGACGUCAUCACCGCGUGCCGCUGCUCUGGCGGACGCUUGUUGUCGCUCAGUGUUGCGGGAUUUGCGUUAACCCUCUCGUGCCCGGAGGCUGACACCCAAUGAGUCCGACCAGGGUGGGGCCUGCUUUAAAAGCUGCUGAGUGGGGGUCCGCUGUUGGCUUAGGGGGGCAUCCGCCAUCACACAGCCAAGGUAACACACAUGGCACCCUGCUGCUCUGGGACAUGUCAGUGACUGGGCUCUAAGGGGUUAAUCUGGGUGUUAGCAAUGUGUAUCUAUAGAACCCAUGAUACCCCUCUAUACCCUCAUACACGUGUAUGCAGCAUUCAUGUACUACAGCAAAGUUUGUCAGACACAGACAGACACCCCUUACCACCACUUUAAAAGCUUCUCUUAGUAUUAUUGUACUUUUAACCCCUUAAGGACACAUGACAUGUGUGACAUGUCAUGAUCCCCUUUUAUUCCAGAAGUUUGGUCCUUAAGGGGUUAAAAAAAUAAAAAAUCUAAAUACAGAUUUAAUGCAAAAUUAUUGUUUUUGUCAGUUUGACCUUAGGGACACUUUUUUUUUUUUUUUUUUUAUGUAGAAUAUAUGCUUUUUUGGACUUUGUUGAAAUUUAUUGCCCUGCAAUAUUGCCUAUUGUGUGAAGAAAUAAUUUAAAGUGGGGAACUGUAUGUUAAGUGUGUGUGUGUGUGUGUGUGUAUAUAUAUAUAUAUAUAUAUAUAUAUAUAUAUAUAUAUAUAUAUAUAUAUAUAUAUGAAAUAAACAGCAGUGUUGUUGUGGACACCUUUUUUCCUGAGCUGCCUGACAUGGGGGAGGGGUGAGUACUUCUGCAUCUGUUUUUGUAGACUUUAUGAAUUCCUCAUUCUGUCUGGAAGGGCCUGAAAGUGCUGACUGGCAGUAGGUAGAAUUCAGAUGCAUUUCAUAUUUCAUUUUGUUAAUCGUAGUCAUGAUCCAAAAAGCAACAGAUGAGAUUAAUGAAAUCGAAUUUGUUUCGUAUUGGGUGCAUGUGAAUUACUUAUUGCUGGUCAACCCAUUCAAGUCCUGUUUGACCACUCAGAAUUACUUUUAAAACAAACUCUAAUCCUCACCUUUUACCUAUACUAGAAAUGUUCCCUGAAGAUAUUAUUUCUCCAUUAAUAAAUAUACUCAUGAUUGUACUCGCUCCAAAGUCCACAUCCCUAAAAAUGUUAUUUUGUGUGUGUGUAUAAUAUGUAUUCUACACACUCUAAGCCAAUCAGUAGCUUUUCAUUCACAAAACAGCUUGUGAAACAUAUGUAUUUUUCCUCAAGCCGUUUCGUGAAUGGGGAGCUGGCACUUUCAGCCAAUCAGUGGUGCCUCUUUUGCGGAAGGACUGUGGACAGAGUGGUGCUGAACACUGAACUUUGGGGUUAAACGGUCUGAACAGUUUAACCCCUAAAGGUUGGCUGGCGCUAGCAACCUCCUACUAUCAUAGCGACUUAAAUUCAAUGAAGUUAUAGUGCUGAGUGUUCCUUUUAAGUGCAUUUAAUAGAUGGAUGUUGGGCUAAGGUAACAUCCCCAAGAUGUACUUGAAAACCAGAGUAAUCUGAAUGUACCUUUCCUGGUUAAAUACUUUGUAUUAUUAUUAUUAUUAUUUUAUUAUAUUGGCCUAAUAUAUUUGCUGUUUGGGGGGGGGGGGGUUCUUUUGUUUUUUGUUUUUUCUUCAGAUUUAAUUAAUUUUGGAAAAAGAUAAUGCAGCAUAUACUUGUACCUUUACUCAUGCUUCCUGUUUUCACAAAGCAACUUCUUUAUUGCAUGUAUUUUUGUGAACCUAUGCUGGAGCUGAGAUUACUCUGCUCUUUAGGCAAUCACUGCCCCCUUAUUAUCUGUACUGUUUCCUCUUGGCUCUGCUUUGAAAUGCAAUACAGAUAAAAAGAGGGAUUGGUUGUUGGUGCAGAGUCAAGACAGCGACUUGGUUCUCAAUGAUUUUAUAUUUGCUUCAGUUUUGUUGGUGCUCUGUGUUCCUUUAAAUUUCUAUACCCAUCUGAUGUGGAUUUGUGGUGGACCUAUUAAAUUAUGCUCCAGUAAGCUGUUGAAUAGAUACAUCAAGUACCUAUGCUUAUGGCAUAAGGUGUGGUGCGAGGCGGACACGUCCGUGAUUUCCUACCCACUGUAUCUUUUUACCUGCCACAUAUAUUUUAAACAAUUCUGUAGUUCCACUUAUCAUAUCUGGUAAGUAGAAUUGGUGCUAUAGAAUAUUUUCUAACUCUUUACGAAAUAAGAUCUGUAUCAAUUAUAUUUUCCUGACCGUUGAAACCCCUUCCUGGCGUGUAUAGAAUGUUAUUUGAGAUGGUCAUGUGUGUUUCCUGCUUUGAUAUGCUUGUACAAGUUUAAUUAGUUAACACUACUUUGUGUUUCAUUUCAGAAUCGUUGGUGGAAAUAAUCUGAAAUUGAUCAACUUCCCUGAGUUGGAAAAAUGAGUGGAUGCAAGCCUGAUAUUCUUUGGGCACCCCAUCAUGUGGACAGGUUUGUUGUGUGUGAUUCUGAGCUCAGCCUCUACCACAUAGAGUCAGCAGCCAGCUCCAGCUCUGAACUGAAAGCAGGCUCUCUACGGCUUUCUGAAGAGACCACUGCCACAUUGUUGGCAAUAAAUUCUGAAGCACCUUACAUGAAAUGUGUUGCUUGGUAUCCAAAGUAUGACCCUGAAUGCCUUCUAGCGGUCGGACAGGCCAAUGGCAGAAUUGUCUUAACUAGUCUGGGCCAGGAUCACAAUUCUAAAUGUAAAGAUUUAAUUGGAAAGGAAUUUGUCCCAAAGCAUGCACGUCAAUGCAACACCCUGGCUUGGAAUCCCCUCGACAGUAAUUGGCUAGCAGCUGGAUUAGAUAAACACCGGGCUGAUUUUUCAGUUUUGAUAUGGGAUAUAAGUAGCAAAUACACUCCAGAUGUAACAACUUCAAUGGAAAAAGUUAGACUUUCAACUGGGGAGAGUGAAACUUUGGGGGUAGUGACAAAGUCUCUGUAUGACUUGGGCCAAAACGAUGCCUGUCUUUCUCUUUGUUGGCUUCCAAGAGACCAAAAGCUGCUCUUAGCAGGGAUGCAUCGUAACCUAGCUAUAUUUGAUCUGAGAAAUACAAAUCAAAAAAUGUUUGUAAAUACAAAAGCUGUCCAAGGGGUAACUGUGGAUCCACAUUUCCAAGACAGAGUUGCUUCAUUUUUUGAGGGGCAAGUUGUCAUCUGGGACCUACGGAAAUUUGAAAAGCCAGUUUUGACAUUGACAGAGCAACCAAAACCUUUGACAAAAGUAGCCUGGUGCCCAACAAGGACUGGAUUACUUGCUACCUUAACCAGAGACAGUAAUAUAAUUAGACUUUAUGAUAUGCAGCACACUCCCACACCCAUUGGUGAUGAAACGGAACCCACGAUCAUCGAAAGAAGUGUCCAACCAUGUGAUAACUAUAUAGCAUCGUUUGCUUGGCAUCCAACAAGUCAAAACCGAAUGGUAGUAGUAACUCCUAACAGAGCAAUGUCAGACUUCACUGUGUUUGAAAGGAUUUCUUUAGCUUGGAGUCCCACAACUUCAUUAAUGUGGGCUUGCAGUAGGCAGCUGUAUGAAUGCACAGAGGAAGGGAAAUCUACCUCUUCGGAUAGAGAUAUCGCUACUAAAAUGAGACUCAGAGCUUUAUCCCGGUAUGGCCUCGAUACUGAGCAGGUCUGGAGAAACCACCUUCUGGCAGGAAAUGAAGACCUUCAGCUAAAAUCCCUUUGGUACACCCUGCAUUAUAUCCUUUCCACUGGAUUGUUUAAAAAUAAAAUUUUUGCCAAUCAGGUUUUUGCUAUGUUCAUGCUGGAUAUAGAUCUAGAUAUUGUAUUCAAUAAGCAAAGUAAUGGCAUUCAUGAUGGUAUAAGUCAGUUGUGGUGUGCUGAAACUGAUGUUCGGGAAGGCCUAUAAGUAAAGAGGGCCUACCAAAAUUAAUAACUUGAGAAUGAGUGGUGGGUGGGAUGAACCAGGAGGUAUCUGCCUAGUGAAAGAGAUGGCCUGUAUGCUUAUAGGCCGGGUAAUCCCUCUGACAAAUUCAGGCUCCUUCUUCCUAUAUAUAUUAUUUUUUUAUUUUCUAUUUUUAUUUCAUUAAAAACGAUAUAUUUUAGGGUUUCUGAAAUUGGACUUAAAUUGUCUGCUUUCUACUGUAGAAAGUGAACUACUUCUAGAACUUCCAUGAGUGGCUGCAUGUAUUGCCGUCCUGCUCAAAGAUGGAUAUCCCACAAUUACUAGUGUGCACCUGCACAUUGUUAAUCGUGGAAUUUGGUUUGGAUGAGCCACCUUACAUGCAAAGGCAAUGUCUGUGUGAGCACUCCAUGUUGCUGGGUGGGGUGCAACGUUCAUUUAAGUAUGCCUUUUUAAUGGCAUUUCUUUUGAUGUAUGCGCACACUAGUGGUGUACCUGAAGCAGAACUUUUCACUUUCACCCGAUUUUUGGAUGACUGGUUGACAAAGUGUUUAGAUUUGUAUAUUGUAUGGCAGGGCAAUAGAAGCCAUACAUAUAGGGUUAUUUUAGGAACUCACCUUGUUAAGAAAUUGAAGGACCACUAUAGGCACCCAGACCACUUCAGCUCAAUGAAGUGGUCUGGGUGCCAGGUCCCCCAGGUUUUAACCCUGCAGCUGUAAACAUAGCAGUUUUAGAGAAACUGCUAUGUUUACAUUGAAGGGUUAAUCCAGCCUCUAGUGACAGCCGCUAGAGAUGCUUCUGUGCUUCUCACUGUGAAAAUCACAGUGAGAAGAUGCUGGACGUCCAUAGGAAAGCAUUGAGAAAUGCUUUCCUGUGGACUGUCUAAAUGAGCACGCGGCUCUUGCCGCGCAUGUGCAUUCAGCUCUGACGUCAGGAGGAGAGUUCCCCGGCACUGGAGGAAGGUAAGUGUUUAACCCAGUCAGCCCCCUUGAACCCAGCAGGAGUGGGACCCUGAGGGUGGGGGAACCUAAAGACCCUAUAGUGCAAGGAAAACAAGUUUGUUUUCCUGGCACUUUAGUGGUCCUUUAAUUAAUUUGUGGGAUUAUAUAUUAAACACCACAUUCUAACUUGCCUUUGAACUAAAACGAAUACUCUGUGCCUCAAGCACUCCCUGAUGUAACCCAGUACUUGAUCAUUCGUUUAUUACACUUUCACUGUCUCCUUGAGGCAUCCCUCUUGACAUCACUGGGAGACUAUUCACAAACUCGGUUUGACGGAAAGCUAUAAGAGUAGUGAUGUGCCGAACGGUUCGCCGCGGACUCAUCAUUGAGUAAACUUUGACCCUGUACCUCACAGUCAGCAGACACAUUCCAGCCAAUCGGCAGCAGUCCCUUCCUCCCACCUCCUGGACAGCAUCCUUUUUACAUUCAUUGUGAAGCUGCAUUCUUAAUGAGCUGUCCAGGAGGUGGGAGGGUCUGCUGCUGAUUGGCUGGAAUGUGUCUGCUGACUGUGAGGUACAGGGUCAAAGUUUACUCAAUGAUGAAUCCGCGGCGAACCGUUUGGGACAUCACUAUAUAAGAGUCAAAUCAAUAGUGAGUUUCUUGGGUAUUACAAAUUCUAGGGCCUUGACCGUUUUACUUAGAUGAGGUCCUAGGGAAUCCACAGUGAAUAACCUUCUGCAGUAAGUUUUAUGCCAGUAACAAUGGCCCUUUUGUGUGCCCUUUGGAAUGUCCAUAUGUGCAAACAAGUUAACCUCUUUAUUGCAUGACAUACCUGGACGGUCAACAAAUAUAAGGUUUUGUGAAAAGAUUAAGAUAACACUGUUCUGUUUACUAAACCAAAGUUCAUUCUGAAAAUGACUAUCGUAAAAAAAAAAUCUUGUGUCUUAUGAAUUGCUGAGAAUUAUUUUUGGGGUUAGGGAGGUAUAUAACAAUACAAAAUAAAUUGUGGAAAAUAUGCUUCCAUAGCAUAUAAUGCCCACAUACAAAAUACAUAAAAAUGCAAAUAUUGUAGAAUCUAUUAUUUUUAUUACAAUGUAUUACUGCCCUCCCUCUUUUUAAAUUAUAAGGUAAAUUUUUUUGUGUGGGUGUGUGUGUGUGUGUGUGUGUGUAUAUAUAUAUAUAUAUUAUAGAUUCUCUUACACUUGCUUGUCCAUCAUUGGGACAGUCUCCUCGCUUUAGUGAGAUCCUCAUGACUCUGUCCAAUGUAAUUAGAAAGCAGUAUUGGGGACACGGAAUGCAUGAGGGGCAAUGGCUCCAUUCAGCCAGUCUGAUGUGCUAUGAGAUAAACUGAACGAGUUUGAUGUUGUCCUACUGUGUAUAAUGUUGAAUGUGAAGACAUUUGAUUUGACAAAGAUAUGAUUGUUUUACAUUGUAUGGGGGAUAAAACUGACGCAAUCUGUACACCAAAACAAGUGAUUGAAAACACCUUCCACCUGAAGUCAGUGGAUAGUAAAUACAUAGUUAGACACAGAUCUGUGCGCACCAGUCAUGCCAUAAGACUUGUUUCCUCCCCCCUCCCCCCCCACAGAAAUCCCACAUUUGCAGUGCUAUUACUUAACUCCUUUGCAUGUGCCCACCAAGAAGUAGUAACAGCACUAUGGGGGGAGGGGGGGGGAGAUAAGUCUUUAUGGCUUGACUGGUGUGUGCAAAUCUGUCUAACAAUGUAUCUACUGUGUGCAUGUAUUAUUCUUGAAAUGUCAAACACUUACAUUUUUUAAAUAAUUUUUUUUAAAGCAUUUCCUCGUAAAUGUAACGUGAUAUUCUUUUAAUUUUCUUCCUUCUCGCAAGGAACAUUUGUUUUAUGUGCAUACAUAUCAUGCAUAUCUGUGUCUUAUUUCCUAUACACUUCUGUACUUAUGAAGCAGUAUGCUGAAGAUUUAGACCAGAAAGCUUCAACCAACAAAGCAGCAUUGGUUUAUGCCGGUAUUAAGGCAAUCACAAAGUCAUCCGUAGGUGAGAUAAUUGAAACUGUUCGUCAGGUAUUUGUUACGAGAAUACUACUGCUUUCCGAGCAUGUUGUAUAAUAAACUAUUUGCUUAAUCCCUUGAUCCCUUAUUUUUGCUAUUUAAAUAAUUUUCUCUGCACGUGUACAUCAAGAGGCCAACACAGUGGGAGUUCAAUUGAAGGAAUCUUUGCUAUAGCGGUAGCUUUAACCUUUAAUCUUCAUCUAAUGGUCGUUGUAAGCUACAAAGUCAGUGUUUCAGAUGGAUUCUAAGAAAUCCAGUUCAAAUCAAAAAAACUUUUUUAUUUUCAAAGCUAUGUAUGAAAAUAAGAUGCAAUAGGUGAGGGCCCUACUAGUGCAUUUUUACAGCAAAGGGUUACUUGGGAUAUCGGGGAUGGGAAAUAAAGGUAAUGGUAUUUUCAUCUGUAUAGCGUAUAGGUCAAGUUAGGUUUAUAUUUAAAUUUUAUUUGGACCUUUUUUUUACCUGCUCAGCGCGCUGCGGUUGUUCUGGGCUGGGGACAGGAGGUGGUUGUUAGGGUGAACAGAAGCAAUGGAAUAUUUAAUAAUUUAAAGCCUUAUGGGGAGGAGUGGAAGGCUCAAAUGAAAGAGGGAGGGGACAUAUAUGCUUCCCAUUGCAGGCACACUGAAAGGGAGCCAAUUUUUGCACAGAAUUAACAUUAGGCAGCCGAAGUCACAUGUGCCAGUCAUGCAACUAGCCCACCCAGCACAAAAAUGCCCUUUUCUCUGCAAGGGCAGAAAAUCAAGCACAUACAGAUACCAACCUCUGAUUACUUCUGAAAGGAGAUGUGGCCAUGGUGGUUAGCGUAACCCUUUAAACGAGCACAGUAAGAUUAAAUGCAUGAUGUGCGGAAAUUUAGGUAUUUUGUGUGUGAGAGAGAGAAAUUGCACAGUCCUUGAAAUGUGACUUAUUUUCUAAAAUAGAAGUUUUUUUUCUUUAAGGAACCUCAGAGAGUUUCAAACACAGCUGGAGUGGCUCGGAUAAACAAGCUGAAGUGAUACACUAUUCCAGUGAGGAGAGAUGCUUGGCUCUGCAGCUUUGUGGUUGGAGGAAGAAAGGAAAUGAUCCCGACAUGGAACCAUUUUUGAACACUCUGGAACUGGAUGGAGAAUGGGAGAGAGCAGCUGCUAUUGCACUGUUUAAUUUAGAUAUUCGCCGUGCAAUACAGAUCUUGAAUAAGGGAGCAUCCACAGGAAAAGGUACAUGGAUUUUUUUUAUUUAUUUUGUUCCACUGUAAAUAUUAUUACAGACCGUAAAGGGGGAAAAACAAAACAAAACUGAAUUUGGAUGUGUGGUGUAACCAUGUUCUUGUCACUUAAAAAAUGUGCAGGAAUAAAGUGCUGUUAAUACAAUCGGUGUAGCUUCUAUCACCAGUGUUUAGUCACUCAAAAUAAACACACUUCGACAUUAAAGGGACACUAUAGGCACGAACGACUACAGCUUAUUGAAUUUGUUCUGGUGAGUAGCAUUAUUCCCCUCAGGCUUUUUGCUGUAAACACUGUCUUUUUAGAGAAAAUACAGUGUUUACAUUACAGCCUAGUGAUAACUUCACUGGCCACUCCUCAGUUGGCUGCUAGAGCUGCUUCCUUAAGCUGUCUUGCCUAGUGUGCAUCACAACAUAUCAGUGUCUCCACCCUCUGCAUGCAGACACUGAACUUUCCUCAUAGAGAUCCAUUGAUUCAGUUCAUCUCUAUGAGGAGAUGCUGAUUGGACAGGGCUGUGUUGGCUCUGCUCCUAAUCUGCCUCCUUCACAGUCUCUGCCAAUCCUACGGGGAAGCAUUGUGAUUGGCUCAGAAUAACACUUCUGAUGAUGUCCACAGACAGCUUGCAUGUCUGAGGCAGACAGGGGCAGAGCCAGCCGCUACAGGCUCGAAUAAAAGUAAGAUUGUACUAUAUUUAGGGAGGCAAGAGAGGGCCAGGGGAGCUAGAUGGUGGUUUUAACACUAUAGGGUCAGGAACACAAAUCUAUAUUUCUGGCCCUAUAGUGCUCCUUUAAACCCACUCCUACAAUAGGUGAGAGCAAGCACCACACGCAGUGGAUACUACCACUUUAAAUCUUGACCGUAGUGGAUAAUUUCACUUAUAGUCUGUAAUAUAAACAUAGAACAUGGACCAUAGUGUAAUAUGUACAGUAUAAAUAAUAAGGCCAAACUGGUCAAACUCACAUUUUGCUGAGUCUAUUGGUUAGCAGGCUCAGACUGCCAGCGCUCCUUACAGGUAAUAACCUCUGGAUCUCUGCUCCCAAUAAGGGUUUCCUCUUGAACUCCUUAAUAAUAUGUGAAUUUGACCAGUUUGGUCUUAUCUAUUAUUUAUAAUGUACAAACUACACUAUGGUGUAAGUUUAUAUUACAGACUAUAAGUGAAAAUAUCCACUACUCUCAAGAUUUAAAGUGGUAGUAUCCAUUAUGUGUGGGGUUUGCUCUCGCCUAGUGUAUGAGCUGUUUUUAAUGUUCUUGUCAGAUGUCUACCUUGGCUUUCAAAAUGUCACAAAGUUAUUGCAGCUAAAUUUACUAUUUUACUAUAGCUUGUUUAGAUUGAAGAUAUUAGCCAUUUUUAUAUUAUAGAACAGUUUUUAAAUUUUUCUUCACAGCAGACCUGAACCUAAAUGUUGUAGCAAUGGCAUUAUCUGGCUAUACCGAUGAGAAGAACUCCUUGUGGAGAGAAAUGUGCAGUACUCUCAGAUUACAGCUCAACAACCCUUACCUCUGUGUUAUGUUUGCUUUUCUCACAAGCGAACCAGGCAACUAUGAUGGAGUUUUGGCAAGUUGUGUUUUUCUUUAAUUAUAAUUGUUUUUUUUUUUAUUUUUUUUUUUUACUAUUCAUUUGUAAAUGAGCUACUCAAUCUUGCCUUCUGCUUGCAUUUAUUUGUUUGUUUUUUUUCCCCCCUCUUUAAGUAUGAGAAUACUAUGGCAGUGAGGGAUCGGGUGGCGUUUGCUUGCUUGUUCCUUAAUGAUACACAGGUAAGAUUAAAGGGAAACAAUUGGGUAAAAUAGACCGUGUAUUGUAUGCACACAAAAAAUUAUAAUCUUUAAAUGUUCCCUCAAUGCACUGUUUAGUGGAUUCACCUACAGACAGAUCUCUCCUACACCAGGUAGAGAGUCAUAUCCCUUAAGCCCAUCCAGAGCAGAUGUUUAUUGGAUAAGUUGUUUACAUAACUGUUCCACUUAUAUUACAUGAUGAGUGGAACUGCUCUUGGGAGAUAAACUGGCAGCAGCCACACCACAACUGAGGUCAGCUUUACACGUAGACUGAUUAACUUUAAAAGAAGAGAACUAAUCUUGAUGGGAUUUUGGGUGUGUUUUUAUCUGCACGCAAUACUUGGAUAAAAUGUGAUAUAUAGCCAGACUGGAAAUAGUUUUAAGUUGCCGAAUAGGAAUCAAAGGUGAAGCUACACCCUGGUUAAAAAUUCCAAAUGUUUUUGAAAUGAUCCUGUUUCAUGCUAAAAUUUUGCACUGAAUAGGUCUGUGCUCUACAGCCACUUCAGCUAGCUUAGUGUGUAGCGUAACCCUUAAAGAGGAAGUGACUUAUCCUUGUUCUUUCACCACAAUAAACACAAUUUAAGUAUUGAUCAUGAUGAAUAAUACAUUACUGCUUUACCUCAGCUGCUCUUCAGGGUUGAUGAAAUUUAGCUGUGAUGUCUCUGGCAUCUAACAGAGAGGUGCUGUAUGCACACUUGAAAUAUUCUUGAUAUUUUAAUGGUGAUCUGUUUAUGAUGCUGCCAGUAUUGUUUGAGGGUUUUUGUUUUUUUUAUAGGGUAUUUUAACCUUAAUUUGAGAAAUGCUUAAUAGAUCCUUUGUGUUCUAUGUAUUAUAUCUGAUGCAAUCACAAUUUUUGUAAUGACCUCCUUAAAUCUACAUUUUGAAUUGUCUUUAAAUAUUUGUAGCUCAACAGAUACCUUGAAAAACUAACCAAUGAAAUGAAGGAAUCCGGAAAUCUUGAGGGGAUUUUGCUUACGGGCCUGACCAAAGAUGGCGUUGAUCUGAUGGAAUGUUACGUGGAUAGGACUGGUGAUGUUCAGACUGCCAGUUAUUGUAUGUUACAGGUUUGUUUUGCUACUUGAUUUGGAAUCCUAUCUAUUCUGCCUGUGGUGUUUUAUCUGGGUUUUGGAGAUGUCUACUUCGUAUGGUUUGAAUCACAGCAAUCUACAGCAAUUCUUACUUUACAGAACUGACAUCAUUCAUCCUCUGUUUACCCCUAGACCUGCAGAGUUGUUCACAAAACUGUAAAUUCUCGAAUCCAUUGUGUAAUUGCAAAUAUAAUGCCUACAUUUCUGAGCUGGAAACUUUUUAGCUUGAUUAGAGCCCUUUUUUUAUGGCCUAAACUUGCAGUUUCUUACUGACAUCCUGACAAUUCUCUGUGUAGUGAAUAACCAUUCAAGUGCUUUCCAUAGGCUUCAUGUACAUACACUCUUCCCAUGCAACAUGUAUGGUUGUGGGUUUUUCUUUCUGAUUUUUUUUCAUAUAAUUUCUCCCCUUGUAACCGCUGGUGGUUCCCUUAUUUACCACUAUAAUGUCUUAAAGCAUAGAACUUAGUAGGGCUAACCAUACAGAUAACUUAGCCAUAAUUUUAUAUAGUGUAAGAGAUCCUCUAUUUAACAUAUAUAAAUAAUUGAGAAUACAAUAUAAAAUAAGGAUUGUCUUGGAAGCAAGAUUGUCUUUUGGAUAUUUAUUAUAUAAAAUCCAUUAUAGCAGAGUUUAUAGAUUAAAUUACAUGCUUGCAAAUAUCAUUAAUAGGUUAACAUACCCUUCUGAACAUGUCAUCAUGUCAGCCUCUCUGUCAUUUUAAGAUGGAGCAGCGUCUUUCUCCAAGUCUCUCCUCUGUUUCUUAACAUUUAAAAGUACACCUAUUUAUACCUUAGGUGUCUCCAUUUUAGGUUACUGUAGUUCAAAUAUGAAAAAGUAACACUUCUUUUACUUUAUUCAAUUUAGGACCUCCCUUAAUUUGGCAAACAUACAAGGCCAUAACUAAAGGGUGCAUACGUCAUGGAAAUUUUCCUGACUUAGUUCAAGAUGGCAUCUUAAAGUCUGAAUAGGUUAUCUGUUGUUUAUACUAAGUCGUAAGUGUACAGUCGUGGGAGAUUCCUGGAUUUGGGGAAGUUCCAUUAACUUGGGGUUACCACAGUAUAUUGUGUACUGCAAGUGUCGUAGAUAGCCUUGAAGCUUGUUUAUGCAUUAUUGUUAUUGUAAUUCGUCUGGGACAAAAUGGCGCAAACAUAUUAUGCACUGAGGUUAUUGCUUAAAGAAACAGUUAUGAAAAACAAUAUGUUCCAUUUCUAACACCUUGUCAGUUUGCAAAAUCUCUUAAAGACAAAGUACACAGUUUAAGAAAUACAACAUUUCAUUCUAAAACUUGUAAUAUUUGCAUUUGCCCAUAACACCCUCCUCCCCCAACAAUUUUUUUUAUAAUUUUCACUGCAACAUGUUGGUCUGUGCUGCAGAAUUGUGUGCUCUGGAAUUAUAUUGAUUUUUAUAAAACUAAAGCACCUGUAGUAAGAUGGUUUGCUGUUUUUUUUUUUUUUUUUUUUAAAGGGUUCUCCAUCAGAUGUUCUGAAGGAUGAGAGAGUUCAGUAUUGGAUAGAGAGCUACAGAAAUCUUCUUGAUGCUUGGAGGUUUUGGCACAAGAGAGCAGAGUUUGAUAUUCACCGUAGUAAACUCGACCCCAGCUCUAAGCCGCUUGCACAGGUCAGUAUCAAAUUUUUCUGUUUUAACCAGCAGUUAAAUGAUUCUACCACUAAAGGUCAUUUCUAUGUUAAGGUAUUCGUGAGCUGCAACUUCUGUGGAAAGUCAAUCUCGUACAGUUGUUCAUCAGUACCUCAUCAAGGCCGUGGAUUCAGCCAGUAUGGAGUCAGUGGAUCCCCUACCAAGUCAAAGUUUACCAGUUGUCCAGGGUGCCGCAAGCCUCUUCCUCGCUGUGCUCUCUGUCUCAUCAAUAUGGGAAAUCCUAUCUCUAGUAGUCCUGGUAACUAAUUUACCAAUGGUGGAAUUAUAAUCCGAAAUUUCCGUGAUGGGAAAACUUAAAUAGAUUCACCAAUUAGUCUUGAUUUGUUAAAAUGCCCAAUGUGCCUUGGAUUUCAAUUAUUUUUUUAAAAGUUCAAAAACAAAUACUGCAAGAAGUGAAUUACGGUUUAAAACCAAGAUUGCAACUUUAAUAGUAAACACAAAAUCCAAACCCGCUACUCAAAAGUAUAUAUUUGUGGCAAGGACAUAAAGUAUGCAGGCUGGGUGGGGGUGGGAGGGUUCCCACAGGUUUCAUUGUGGGGAAAUUCACAGACCAUGUGCGUUCCAUUACUGCAAAUGCAUAGCUUGAGUACAAUGAUACCCCACAUAUACCUUUUCCCCAAAUCUGAAGCCUUAAUUCAACCCUAGAAGGGAUUCUAUAUGCUGCUGUGCAAGGGCAUUUUAAACUUACUGCAAUUACGCUACCACUACAUUUAAAGGACUGCAGCACUUUCUUUUAGACAUCUCUGGUAUGCCAAAAUUAUUUUGGGUUUAAAAUUGCAGUGUUUUUUCAGCAUAGUUUAUUUGAAUAUAUACAUAACACGAGUAAGAACCUAGAUGCAUAAGUUGUUUCCCCUGCCCUCCUCAAUUUAUUCUAGUUCUGCUAUUUCUGAUUCAACAGUGUUUAAACUAAUAACUCCAAAAAGAAAAACAUUUGUUUACAAAAUUAAUUUAUAUUUUAAGGAACCUCAAAAUCUGAUGAGAAAGUGGACCUCAGCAAAGAGAAGAAAGUGGCACAGUUUAACAACUGGUUUACAUGGUGUCACAACUGCCGACAUGGUGGUCAUGCUGGACACAUGCUUAGCUGGUUCAGGUAACAAUGAUGAUUUUUUAAAAUUUGUUUUGAGGGGGUGGGGUGUUAUAAAAUUAGCAUUAAUAAGAGUAACCUAGUGGUUUUCAGGUAAUAUUUGUUUAAUUAUAUUUGGGGGGAAAAAACUUAUCUGUAUUACAUAAUUUGUAACGUGUGUUCUGUUCUUUAUUAGAAGCUUUAUUCCAGUUUUAGUUCUCAUUUAAAGUUGGAAACUUGGUUUUUAUUGCCUACAUAUAAAAUUAAACAUGCCUGACUCUAUUCCUAUGUUUGCAUCAUGCCAAAAUUAAACAAGAAAUCAAAGGCCAAGUAUCAAUUAGAUGACACACUCAUUAACUUUGGCGUGCAUGUUCAGUUGAGAACUCAAGGUGAUGUCCUAGUCGGCCUAGUGUGAUAAAACGCCUUUCACGAGGCUCUAAUCUAGUCCACUUCCAAGUCCAGCUGUCAGUAUACCCCAAUUCUACCAUUGAGAAUUGUAAUUAUGAAUGUUGGUGUUGGAAUUUUUACACCUAUGUAGGCAUGAAGGGUCCAAGAUGUGCACAUUAGCAAGGCAGCACACACCAUGGGGGGGGUGGGGUGUAACAGGUGUUACAUUUCUACAUUAUAAUAAAAUUGGAUAAGAAAUGCAGAGGGUUUCAAUAGAAUAUGAAUAUAAAUCUGAUGGGAUAUGUAUGUGCAGCCUUAAUAAUAGCAGCACCUUAUGAAAAAGGAUAAAGAAACAAAACCACACAUUAACCCUUUUUUUUUUUUUUGUCUAAUUGCUACUUGCCUUUAAGGCCAGCAAAAAAAAAAAUCAAAUACAUACCCUCUUCUUGCUUUCUAAAGAGAAGGGUUUUUGGUUUUUUUUUUGUGCAGAAUGUUAAAAGCAUCACAAUUGUCUGUUACUUCCUGGUCUGUGUAGAACGCACUGCCAAGCUUGGUAUUUGCAGAAAGGUUUCAUUUGUUAAUGCAUUACCAACACGAAUAUGUAAAUCUCCAGCCUGGCUUAACCUCUUAGUACCUAUGAUGUUGUAAUAUGUUUCUGCGUGUAAAUAUGGCCAAGUAGUUUUUGUAAAAUUAAGAAUUGCUGACAGACCUUGGGAGGGUAGAAAUAAAAUUAAAAAGUUGGUUGAAGUUUCUGUUAAAAUGUCUUUAUCUUUUGUAAUAUAGUUUAAUCAAAAUGAAAUACUUUUGUUCUGGGUAUUUGUUUUACAGGGACCAUACAGAGUGCCCAGUAUCCGCAUGCUCUUGUAAAUGUAUGCAGCUAGACACAACUGGAAAUUUGGUCCCAGCAGAGACAAUCCAUCCAUAAAACGAACAUUCAUCUGCUUGAACUUGUAAACUGCAAAUCUGAAAGAAAGCUAAGAUUUUGUACACUAAAAAAAAAAAACGGUUUGGCACUCUGCGUCUUGUGAUCAGAUAUUCUAUGGGGUUUUUUUUUUGCCAACUUUCUCAGUGCGAAUUGAUAGGUUUUUAGCCUUGUAUAUCCUUUCUACACAUCUCACAUAAAUACACUGAACCUGAAUAUAUAGCGAGGUAAAUAGUUUUUUUGUUCACUAAACUGGAAACCGAACAGACAAGGGAAAUAUAAUCUUUAACCCCUUAAGGACACAUGACGGAAAUAUUGUCAUGAUUCCCUUUUAUUCCAGAAGUUGUCAUUAAGGGGUUAAAUCAAAGGAUCCAAACAAACAUUUACAGCUUGGCUAUUUUACACAGGAUUUGCAAUUACUUUGUCAUUUAACAGUUUACAUACGUGUGAACACUAUGGAGUUCAUACAUUAAACAAGUGGUAAGCAACCAUCAGCACUCCAGAUGUUGGACUACAGCUCCCUUAAUGUUGGGGAAAAUAUGAGGAGAAAUGCAGGCCACAUCUGGAUUAAACCAUGACUUGUAAAGUUAUGCAGAUAAAUGCAAUGUGUAUAACACAUGUGAAAAGGUUAUAUGGAAUUGGUUUUGUUUGUAAAGGAGGAAAACGUGAGUUGUACUCACUCAAAUUAACAUACGUUCAGGAGAAUGCUUGGAUGCUUAAGUUUUAGGAAAAAAGUUAAAUUUUUAACUACAAUCUAGUUCGCUAGAGCUUGUGAUUUUAUUUUUCCAUAUAACAAUUCCUAGAUGAUUAAAGGGAACUUUUCAAGCACCAUAACCAACUACAGCCGCUGUAGAGGUUAAGGAGUGCGCUGGCACCCUACCAGAGUAAGUGGAUAAACUGUUUAAGACCAGUUUGAUAACUUACCUGGAUCUCACUGGCCACUCGGGAGCUUUUAAGGUGCUUGGAGUAGUCCUUUAAAAAGACACUAAGUACCAAAAAAAGUUUAGCUUAAGGAAUCAGCUAUUGGCAUAUAGAACAUUCCAAUGCAGAUUCACUGCUAACUUCUCUGCAAUUUAGGAGUUGCAUCACUUUAUUUAUACAGCCCUAGUCACACCUCCCUGCAUGACUUACAUAGCCUUUCUAAACACUUCCUGAAAAAGAACCUAGAUAUUUUAGGUUCCUGUAUUGCCCAGUCUGUUUAAUCUAGAAUGCCUUAUUUCCUGCUCUAAUGGCCUGCUAGACCCUUCAAGGGGCCUUGUGUGUCAAGUUCAAUUUACCGAGCAGGAGAUACAAACAUCUAAAGUAAAUUAACAUCUGAAUGAAUGUGAGUCACAGCCAGGGGAGGUGUGACUAUGGUUCCAUAAACCAAACCAAAAGUGAUUUGAACAUCUAAAUGGUGAAGAAUUAAGCAGUGAGACUGCAGAGGCAUGAUCUGUACACUGAAACUGCUUUGUUAUGCUGUCCUUUACAGCUUUAGUGGGUUUUUUGUUUUUUUUUCUCUCUCCUCUCUAAGCAGUGCCUUAAUAUGUAACCCACUUUUAAGUUGACCUGGGUUAAGGACCAGUCCUCAUGUGCACACCAUUUAUGGAUGUGAUGAGCAUUAAAGUUUCUUUACUAGACAGUGAAGUGGAAUGUAUUGAAAAAAAAUAUUAGUUGUCAGUUGUAGCCAAAUUGGAGAUCCUCCACCCAAAUCUCAUUUAACUAUUUAUUUUUGACAAUGGACACUUUAAUAAAACCUGUGGCUGAAAUGUCUUGUUCUGAAAGUGUUAGGACGGCAUGAGUAGAGUGUGGAACAGUUUGCUCUUUCAGACAUAUUGUCCACUUCUCUUAAAAAGAAGUAUGUGAUUAAAAGAAGACUCUAAGGACCAAAACAACUUCAGCUUAAUAUAGUGCUUUUGAUGUAUCGGUAAUAACCCUACAGUUUCACUGCUCUGUUCUAUUUUGGGGUUAAAUCCACGUACCAGCCCUACUCACACUGCGCUGCUCUUUUUGAAACUUCCUUUUAUGGCAGUUUUUACACUUGUCUCCUGCUCUUAAUAGCCUGCUAGACCCUUGUGUGUGCGAUUUAAAGUUCAAUAAACAGCAGAAUUUAAAGACCUUGUAAAGUCAUAGCUUUGAGACUGCAGGGACAUGACCUAUACACCAAAAUAUUUUCAUUAAGCUAAAGUGGUGUUGGUGCUUAUAAUAUCCAUAUGAAUCUACACAUGGCUCACAUCCAUGGCACGCUUGUACUUGAAACAUUGCUUCAAAAGACAUGACCUAUGUAGUUCAAAAAUAUCUAUACCCAUUUGAGUCAUAUGUGUAGUGGUACAGUAAACAAGCUUAACAUGUCAAUUGUUUGGCCAGUGAAUACAAAGUGUGUUUUCCAUGUCGUUAUACCAUUAUGGUGUUUGUCUUUCUAUUUAUACAUAUCUAUCUGGCCCAAUAAUGAUGGUUUUUAGAAAAUUUGGCUCCUUGUGUGUAAUUUGAGGAGGUGGAACUAGUUAAGUAAUUAAUAAAGUUGCCAAUUGUAACAAUAUCCCCUCCCACUGGGGGAGGAGGGCGUAUGAAAAUGGCAAGAAUAAAGGCUGUUAAAUGUCUGUCUGUGCUUUAUUGGCUAUUUUCAUUCUAUAAAACAUGCAUGCACUGUCCUUCCUAAUAUGUACAGUGGUUUUUGAGCACACCCUCCCUGAAAACAAUUGUAUAUAAUAUCCCAUGUUUUGGAAUGAAUAUAGAAAUGUUUAUUCUUGCUUAUCCUUUAUCUAUGGUUCGGAAUGUUCUUACUCUUCUUUAGUCAGAUGUAUCUGCUUGUACAAUGCAAAGUUCUGUAACCAUGCCAUAGUGCCAUUUGGAAAUUCUGUGUUUGUCAGAUAUUCUGUGUUUUUGAUAAAGUCAGAUUAAGUAUUACUACAACACAAGGGUAAAUCAGGAAAUGCACUGAAGUUAUUUGAAAUGUGUACAUUUCAAAAUAAGACGUGCAAGGUUAUAUGAAUAAAGUUUCCUUUUUAACAUGCAUAGUUCCUAUAUUAUACUUAAAUGAAAGCCCCCACGCUCCUCUAGUACAUCACUCCAGUUUAUUCUUCUAGAACAGGGGUAGGCAACUGUCAACAUUCCAGAUGUUGUGGACUACAUUUCCCAUAAUAUUUACAGCCAGACUGCUGACAAAGUGUCAGGGGGCACUUAGUUGAGUGACAAUGUUCUAGACAAACACUACACAUGGUAUAUUCUUGAAUGGUUGUAGUACAGCCUCAGGGGCAAGAGUAUCAGAGGUGGGAAAAUUAAAGUUACUAUUUCUUUUACCUUUUUAUACAUUUGUGUUCACGUGAAUCUGCCCUUUCAACUAAUUUUGCUGUGAAUAACAAUUAUCCCGUGCAUAGCGAAAGCCUGAGCACUUGCUGCAUGCACCAGCUAAGUUAAAGCGUUUGUUUUUAAUCCCCUCCGCUAUUUGCUGCAAGUGCUUUCAAAUUUGGUUCAGUAUAUGCAUGUGAAAUGGGUAAACUCUAGCUAUAAUGAACUGAAUUAACCAGACUAGCAGGGAUGAACCAAGUGAUAACUAUCUGUACAGUCUAAUAUAAACUUCUAAAUCAAAAUGUAUUCAAACGCACCUUCAUUUAUAAAACCAUAUACCAAGAGACACAUGAUUUUAGAGUCAUUCUAAGUUCCUUAACCAUAUAAACCUGCUUAAAUAGCCACAAAACAUCCCCUAAGAUAUUGGGGCAACAUGAUUGACAACUUAUAACUGAAGUCAGAAAAGGCACUGUUCAAUCAAAAUAGCUUGAUUGUUCCGAUUUAUCAUUUCUUCUUUGGACUCUUACUAUUGUUAGCAAUGACAUCAGAAGAAAUGGUCCCUUUUGUCAAUGUUUAGACUGUAAGGAGUUGGUAGUAUAGCUGCAUGGCUAUGGAAAGUUUAUAUUUUUUUUUAUUCUUCCAUCUUUGAUGGAAACAGAAAAUGUGAAGAAUGAGAAUUAGAUAACACAUUUUACAUAAUACAACAAGGGAGAGCGGAAUAAUUCACAUUGGUAUAUGGUGCAGUUAUGUACACUGUAACAUUUUCCAUAUUUGCUGCAUUUAAUUAACAAUGGUAAAGACCUGCUAUAAAAGCAACGAUUGAUCAUCUAAAACAUUUGGAUAACUUGGAAUUAAGUUAAUAUUUGCACUAUGCUUAUGAGCCAGCUUUAGUGUGAAUGGUAGUCUCAUACUCAUGGUGGGUAGGUAGUGUAACUUGUUCACUCCAAUGUAAAAAUCACUGCAUACAUGCAAUACUGUUGUGCACUGUAAGAGUUCUCAAACUAAUAUGCAGGAUUUAAUUUUUUUGGGAGGGGCAGGGGGAAGAGCAUCCCAACAGGCCAAUGCCACUCAGCUGGAUAUUACCAACUACAGAAAAUGUAAACAUCCUACAUCUGCAAUAAAUCUGUAUUAUUGGUUUUAAUCUUACUUUGGAUUGCAUGUGUUAAAGGUAUGAUUUAUAGCAGGGGUAAGCAAGCUGAGGAUCUCCUCUGGAGCUGCCCUAGCAGAGGUUCAAGUAGGACUUUUUCCAGAUAACUCCCAGUGCCAACUGUACAGCAGGUGCUGAAGGGCAGUCCUUUAUUUACGAAUUUCAGUAAUACUGCCACCCAAGCAGCUAGAGUUGCAGAAGAAGCUGGCCGCCACAAACAGCCCACAUGUAAUGAACAGUCAACUUAUUUUACACAAUAUACUAGCCUAUAUCCAAAUAGAAUAUCAACUUCCAUGAAGAAAAAAAAAAAAAAAGGCAUGCCAAGGGACGUCAAAGAGUUUUGAAACCGUGUUAAAAAGCUUGCCUAUCCCUUAUUUGUACAAUGUAUAUAACAAUUUUAAAAACUGGGUGGGAUUCUAGACUGGAGAGCACCUUUAAUUCUACACUUUUUAUUGUGUAAAAUAAAUAGAACACUUCCAAACACUUCCUAGUUUUUCCCCAGCAAUGAAUGUUAAACAGCUGCACAAGCAGGUCUCGUGUUCUCUGUUGUGCUUGUAUUUUUUUGGUUACAACUUUUAGUCUAGUAUAAGGUCACACGUGUAAAGUUUAUAAAUAUUUUACUAGGAAAAGCAAAAAUGUACAGUUAUCUUGAAACAAAUAUUGUUAAAUUCCUCAAAACGGGUAGAACUGUGGAAAGUCGUGGAUUACUUUCAAAGCUUCAUCAUAAAGUCCCAAAUCUAA